AUGACUGGAGUCCCCGGCAAAGCCACGUGGCUGUACCUCGCAGUCCUGGUGGGCCUGUACUACCUCCUGCGCUGGUACCGGGAGAGGCAGGUGGUGAGCCACCUCCGAGACAAGUACGUCUUCAUCACGGGCUGUGACUCAGGCUUCGGAAACCUGCUGGCCAGGCAGCUGGACCUGCGAGGCUUGAGGGUGCUGGCCGCGUGUCUGACAGAGAAGGGGGCCGAGCAGCUGAGGGGCCGGACGUCAGACAGGUUGGAGACGGUGAUCCUGGAUGUCACCAAGACAGAGAGCAUCGCUGCAGCCACCCAGUGGGUGAAGGAGCGCACAGAGGACAGAGGUACCACUCAGAUUUCUCAAGUCUGUUUCUUUCCUCUCUCUGAAGGGAGACCCCUUCACUGCCACCUCGGGAAGAUUCCUGAUGUGUUUUCCAGGACUCGAAGUCAUACUAGCUGUCUUUACGUCACCCAGCUUACCAGCCUCUUCUCUCCUCUUUCCACUACCUGUACCUCCUGACUUCUGAGCUCUGGAGGUUUGGGGAUAGUUUGCUUGAUGAGAAUUUGCCCUUGCCGAAUUCCUGUCUGUGGCGUCGCCUCCUUUCUUGGCAGAAGUUCUGGCUUCCUUGAUGCUGAGUGCUCCGGGGUGAUCAGAGCCCACUUUCUGGAGGAGGAGUGGAGAUGGGGCCCAAAGGCUUGUUGUGUGGCUGGGGCAGGGUUGGAGCCGGGCUCCUGUUCUCAGCACUUUAACAUGUUCUUGCUGGGGGCCCAUAAUGUUCCCACCAGGGAGUCACUGUCACCCUUUUUCAGAUGACGACACUGAGCUUUCAGGAC
Molecule: messenger RNA, 827 nt
Organism: Diceros bicornis minor
Lineage: Eukaryota; Metazoa; Chordata; Mammalia; Perissodactyla; Rhinocerotidae
Product: 17-beta-hydroxysteroid dehydrogenase type 6-like
Exons: 2
Coding region: 1-513 (170 amino acids)
Source: RefSeq, a predicted model, not a curated record